Molecule: messenger RNA, 958 nt
Organism: Vanessa tameamea
Lineage: Eukaryota; Metazoa; Arthropoda; Insecta; Lepidoptera; Nymphalidae
Gene: ND-B12
Product: NADH dehydrogenase [ubiquinone] 1 beta subcomplex subunit 3
Exons: 3
Coding region: 142-435 (97 amino acids)
Biological process (GO): mitochondrial respiratory chain complex I assembly; electron transport chain
Cellular component (GO): mitochondrion
Source: RefSeq, a predicted model, not a curated record
AAUUUUAUAUAUCACAAAUUCUAUUGAGACAAACUAAACGUCAGAUGAUUAAAAAUAUUUAGUUUUUGACGUUUGAAUAACGUAAAUGUUUUAAUACAGGAAUUUCUAAUUACAUUAAAGUGAAGUAUACAAUUGUGGAAUAUGGGAGGUCACGGACACGAGCCACCAUAUACCAUACCCAAACAUACAGAGUUCCAAAUUAAGGGUAUCCCUCAGCUCGAGGAAUUAGAAGAGGCUCUCGCUCGGAAAGGAUUAAAAGACCCAUGGAUCAGGAAUGAGGCCUGGAGAUAUCAUCCGGGAUUUGGUACUCGCUGGCAACGUGCACGGAAAUUGUUCUUCAGAGGCUUGCCCCUUGGAAUUGCACUCACCGCAGCAACAGUUGCCUUUGACAAGUUCACUGCAAAGGAUGGCCACGGCCAUGGUGGUCACCAUUAAUUAAAUUAGACUGUUAGUUAUGUAUGUACUUUGAGUUGAUACAAAGAAUAGCAAAACUUGAUAAAAAUAUAAAUGGGAAAAGAAUGUGGUAAUUAUUGAUUAUAAAAUAUCCCUUUAAAUACUGAGACAUCUUACAUAAUCCUCGUCUUUGUGGAAUUUUAGAUAAUAAGAUAUUAUACAUCAUAAUACAAUAGUUAGAGCAUGCUCAUGUUCUGAUAUAUAAUUAAAUAUUUCUAUUUUUUUUUAUUUAUGCUUUUGCUUACACCCAGUCAAUUUUUAUUAAGAUGAUUUUUUCUAGUGUGAUUGUCAUACUCAUGCUCAAUAAACUACCAUUCAUUCCGCUGUAGCUACACUUUGUACAUACAAUCCACUUAUUAGUCAUUCAGUAGCAACACUGCCAUUAUAGAAGGGUGAUUAACGAGUGCUUCUCAUAGUGGCCAUUUCUUUGGGUGGUGAUGACCAAUUGACAAGUAAUUAAGUUGUCUUCACUAACACUAUGUUUAAUAAAUAAAAUGUAACAGUA